AUGAAAUUAUUAAUAUUAUUAAGUUGUUUCAUAACAUCAAUUAUUGCAUUUUCAAAUGUUGCUCCAUUAUAUAUACAAUCAGGUUAUAGAAAUUACCGUUCUAAAUUAAUAAGUAAAUCAAAUUAUGUAUUGAUUCAUGCAAAAGAAUAUAAUCAGGAUAAUGUAAUACUUCAAACAAAUGAUGUUACAAAAGUACCAGAGUCUUUCAAACCAUUAUUCAAUAUUGUAUACAAAAAUAUAGAAGAUGUUAAAUUAGAUCUUUGUCCAACUUACAACAUUGACGAAAUUGAAAAUUUCAAUAUUGAACAAUUCAAAGAUAAAAAUAUAGCAUAUCAAGUCAUACCUGACUUUAAAACUGAAGGAAGUCCAAAAGAAGAUCAAGAAAAAGUUAUAAAUUUAUUUGACAAUGGUGUAGUUGAUAAAAGAGAUGUAGAUGCUAAGAAUGGUACUGGCGUUGAUAACUUAUUUACACAUUAUCAAUUCUUUACUCCUGGUUUGUUUUCAGCAAUUUUAGUUUCCUUAUUCUUAAUAUUUAUAUUAGUUAACGCUUUAUCUUGGCUUACUUCAUUAGAAAUCACUUAUGAAUCAUUUGAAAAACAAGUUGAUUUGGAUAAAAAAUCUGAAUAG
Messenger RNA from Insectozyma verbasci, 627 nucleotides. The record is from the annotation of a GenBank genome assembly. NCBI's taxonomy places the organism in Eukaryota, Fungi, Ascomycota, Pichiomycetes, Serinales, Debaryomycetaceae.